Molecule: messenger RNA, 231 nt
Organism: Paramecium sonneborni
Lineage: Eukaryota; Ciliophora; Oligohymenophorea; Peniculida; Parameciidae
Source: the annotation of a GenBank genome assembly
AUGUCAUAAAUCAAAGAUUAAUUGCCUGAUAUUUCUAGCAUACCAGGUAUUAUGUUCUACUCAUUUAUAUCAUAUUGGUUGAUUUUUGCUUUGAGCAUAGUUGUGGAUAGAUUAAUGUUCUCAGGAAAGAACAAUGAGAAUAGCAAGAUGAGAAAAAUUAUCAAAGCCAGAGAUAUUAAGAAAUAAUAAGCUGAUAAAUUAUUGAAGAAAAUUGAUAAAGUCACAAAAUGA